Molecule: messenger RNA, 2405 nt
Organism: Pistacia vera
Lineage: Eukaryota; Viridiplantae; Streptophyta; Magnoliopsida; Sapindales; Anacardiaceae
Product: COBRA-like protein 7
Exons: 2
Coding region: 215-2161 (648 amino acids)
Biological process (GO): cellulose microfibril organization
Cellular component (GO): membrane
Source: RefSeq, a predicted model, not a curated record
AAUACUUCAAGGAAACAACCAAAACAAAAAUAAAAAAACCGAAAACAAAAACAUGUUUUCAAACUACAGCUUCCACUAGGCUGUCUUAUUAUUACAUCUUUCACUUACGCGUUUCCUUCCAACACUCUACAAAAGCAUUUUCAAACUCUCUCAAAUCAAAUCCCGGAAAACAAAAACUGAAACUGAAACAGAAACAAAAACAGAAACAGAAGUCAUGGCUUUGAACUGGGUUAUCAUUUUAGUUAUGUUUACGAUGAUACCGCUCGCGAUCUGUCAAACCACACCAACGGCGGAGGCGCCAGCACCGGCGGCGGAUUCGUGCAGCGGAGUGUUCUUGACAUACACCUACACCUGCGGAUCGAAGCUUCCGCCGGACAAUCCGACUCACCAAGCGUACCGGUUCGAGUCAACUUUAACGGUGUUGAAUAACGGACUUGAAGAGCUCAAGUCUUGGAAAGCGUUCGUAGGAUUUCAGCACGAGGAGUUGUUGGUUUCAGCUUCGAACGUGGUGUUGUCUGAUGGGACUAGCUAUCCAGCGAGUGUGGGGAACGGUACCGUUUUUACUGGGUACCCGAUGACGGACUUGAAGACGGCGGUGGAGACGGCGGGUGAUUUGACGCAGAUGCAGGUGCAGGUUGAAAUGGUGGGGACGCAGUUUGGUGUUAAAUCGCCUGCUGUGCCUAUGCCCAAGAAUAUUAGUCUCGCUAAUGAUGGGUUUUUGUGCUCUCAAGCUACUAUGCAAGGUACAAGUCAGAUGCAAGUUUGUUGCACCAGAGAUGUGAAUGCUAAAUCAAACAUCACCGUUGAUGAUGAUUUCCUACCUCGCCAAAAUGGGGAUCUUACAAUCAUGUAUGAUGUGAUCAGGACAUAUGACUCAAAUUACUGGGCACAGGUUACAAUUGCAAACCACAACCCCCUUGGCCGUCUUGAUAAUUGGAAAUUGAGCUGGGACUGGAUGCAUGAUGAAUUUGUCUACACUAUGAAAGGGGCCUACCCAUAUGUUGCUGAUUCAUCAGACUGUCUUUAUGGCCCUCAAGGUACAUACUACAAGGAACUAGACUUUUCCACCGUAUUAAAUUGCGAAAGAAGGCCAACCAUAAUUGACCUCCCUCCAACGAAGGCCAAUGACACAACCCUCGGGCUGGUCCCUUUUUGUUGCCGAAAUGGUACUCUCUUGCCGCCAUCUAUGGACCCUAGCAAGUCAACUUCAGUUUUCCAAAUGCAGGUGUACAAAAUGCCGCCAGAUCUUAACCGAUCCGAGCUUGUCCCACCUCAGAACUGGAAGAUCAAUGGCAGUUUCAACCCUAAUUAUCAAUGUGGCCCUCCGGUGAGGGUGAGCCCUAGCCAAUCCCUUGAUGCAAGUGGUGUAUCUAAUAGAACCGCCUUUGCUAGCUGGCAGAUUGUGUGCAAUAUUACAAGGCCAAAGGGGGCAAGCCCAAAAUGCUGCGUAUCAUUUUCUGCAUACUACAAUGAUUCUGUUGUCCCGUGCAAGACUUGUGCAUGCGGAUGCCCCAGUAAUGUAGGGCGAACUUGUAGUACUACGGCUUCAGCUAUUCUUCUUCCACCUGAGGCACUUUUGGUUCCUUUUGAGAAUCGAACUUCUCUGAUGAGAGCUUGGGCUGAUCUUAAGCACCUGACGGUGCCAAAUCCCAUGCCCUGUGGAGAUAAUUGUGGGGUCAGUAUCAAUUGGCAUUUAUAUACAGACUACACUGGUGGAUGGACAGCAAGAAUGACCCUCUUCAACUGGGAUGAGACUGCUUUUCCUGAUUGGUUUGCCGCAGUGCAACUGGACAAAGGAGCACCUGGUUUUGAAGCAGCAUACUCAUUCAAUGGAACUGUCUUGGGUAGUGGCAACAGUACCGUAUUAUUGCAAGGUCUUACAGGAUUGAACUAUCUUGUGCCAGAAACAGAUGGAGCAAAUCCAGAGAAGGAUCCUAGGGUGCCUGGGAAGCAACAGUCAGUGAUCUCAUUUAAAAAGAAAAAUACCCCUGGAAUCAAUGUGCCUGCUGGAGAUGGGUUUCCAACAAAAGUUUUCUUUAAUGGGGAGGAAUGUUCUCUUCCCUCAAUUCUUCCAGCAAGCGACAGUAACAGGAAGGGCCCAUUUUUUAUCCUUUCUGUCCUUCUAGCAGUAGUGGUAUUCUUGUUGAUGCAGCAGCAAUAGCUGUCGGUGAGACAAUAUUUGGUGUUAUAGCUGCGGCUGAUUUUUUUUAUUCUUUCACUACUUCGAUUAAUACAUGCUCAGCCGGGAGAUUUUGCGUUGCCAAAUGACAUGUAUGCCUUGAUUUUCAUAUCCGGGAUAUAUCUUUCAUCAUUAUGACUGAUAGGCACGCUGUAGAUCUGCACAUAUUGAAUGUGCAGGUGAAUACAACUACACUGAUAACAAUACAUAUGAAACGAUUGUAGAA